AUUAUUCGAAAUUUCAGAUAAAUAUGGUAGGUGGAUACUAUGACGCUGGCGACAAUGUGAAAUUCAGUUUUCCUAUGGCAUUCACAAUGAGCAUGCUAGGUUGGAGUGUCUUAGAAUUUGGAGAUCUGAUGGGUUCAGAGUUGCAAAAUGCAUUGGAAGCAAUCCGGUGGGGAAGUGCUUAUUUCCGUAAUGUAGUUGUGGCGCAAGUUGGCAAUCCCAAUGCCGAUCACGAUUGUUGGGAGAGGCCAGAAGACAUGGAGUCAUGGACACUCUUCGAACCUCGUACUUUGUUUCUAAAACCUGAGAUUGCAGCCGCACUUGAAGCAUCUUCCUUGGCAUUUAGGAUACGCUAUUAAUUAAAUUAAAUGUAUUAAUUUCAAUUUCAAAUCUAAUUAAUGUUAGUUUAUGUCCCUAUGUAUGGGAUAUUUAGGUGUUUGACUUUGCAAAUAAUAAAUACCGUAGAUCUUAUAAUAACUGCCUCGGUGCGGGAGCAUGCCCCUUCUACUGUGAUUAUAGUGGCUACAUUGUUACAAUUUAAUUUCAAGCUUAUAAUUUUUAAAGGGAAAAUCAAAUUAUUAUUAUUAAUGCACCAAAUUCAGG
Messenger RNA from Glycine soja, 600 nucleotides. Its product is annotated as endoglucanase 3-like. Gene Ontology annotation, biological process: carbohydrate metabolic process. The record is from RefSeq and is a predicted model, not a curated record. The transcript has a single exon. Gene Ontology annotation, molecular function: hydrolase activity, hydrolyzing O-glycosyl compounds. Lineage: Eukaryota; Viridiplantae; Streptophyta; Magnoliopsida; Fabales; Fabaceae. Bases 24 to 356 code for a protein of 110 amino acids.